GAGAUGCCUUCAUAUUUUGGAGUUUCCCCCAUCCUGAGCAGGGAUCGCAGUGUUGGCUGCUAAUUAUCAGUGUCGUGUUUUGGUUGUAGCAGUGACACUAAACUUGGGAUGAAGAUGAGUUAUGUGAAACUGGAGGAGAGCAUCAUGUCGUACCUGUCGCAGAGCGAGACUCGCACCAGCCCCAAAGACUUGAAUGUGGUGGCCCUUCUUCAUAACUUCUGGGAGCAGAAGCACGGAGCUCCGCUCACUAAUCCACCCAGUGAAUCAGAAGGUUUUGGUGGGAAGAUGCAGACAGAAAGUCUUCUGUUGUACGAGUCUGCACCUUCUCCUGGUCCUCCAUACAUCUGCUACGUCACACUUCCUGGAGGAAGCUGCUUUGGCAACUAUAAAGUGUGUGACACUCAAGCGGAGGCUCGCCGGGACGCAGCUCGUGUGGCUCUGAUGAACUCGCUCGUCAACGAGCUGCCUUGUCGACGAAUCAGCUCCGAGUUCAUUACACAGAGCUUGAAUCAGGCAGUCAGAGAGAGUGCUGUCUCUUCGGAUGAUGCGUGCGAUUCGAGCACCAGUAUAGGAACCUACAGCCUGCUGCUGCACUCCUACAUGGGAAGGACCAUGCUGGAGUUCCAGGAUAUGAUGACUGUUUUCCAGUUAUUGCACUGGAAUGGGACACUGAAGGCUCUAAAGGAAAGGCAGUGCUCUCGACAGAGUGUGAUUUCCUAUUACUCUCAGCGGGGCCUUGAUGAGUACAUGCGGAGCAGCAUGGCUCUGGAUUGGCUGGGACGGGAGCAGAGGUCACCAGGGCUUCUUGGAGCGGAGCUGCAGGUGGCGCAGCGAGAGCUGGUGCUGGCCCGACGUCAAGGCACAGAGCUACGCUUCUUCAAGGAAAAAACAGAGAUCCUUAGCUUGGCUCUGAGCCAGUUAUAUAUUCACCACACACCUGACGUCUUUGACCAGGUGUUGAGUGACACAUGCCAGCAAGAACAGCUUCCUUUACACAUAUUGUACAACCAGGAUGCAGGAGGCCAGGUAUCCUCCCCCUGUGGUCUUUCACCAGCUCUUCAUAAUAACGCAACACAAUAUUUGAACACUGAGGUGCCCUGUAGAAGCUCUUCACCAUGUUCACAGCAGAUAUUUAUGCCUUUAAAUAAGCUUGAAUAA
This is a messenger RNA of Nematolebias whitei (Rio pearlfish), 1158 nucleotides long. RefSeq names its product protein limb expression 1-like. NCBI's taxonomy places the organism in Eukaryota, Metazoa, Chordata, Actinopteri, Cyprinodontiformes, Rivulidae. Gene Ontology annotation, biological process: autophagosome maturation. The record is from RefSeq and is a predicted model, not a curated record. Bases 109 to 1158 code for a protein of 349 amino acids. The transcript is spliced from 6 exons. Gene Ontology annotation, cellular component: cytoplasm.